Molecule: messenger RNA, 1101 nt
Organism: Didymodactylos carnosus
Lineage: Eukaryota; Metazoa; Rotifera; Eurotatoria; Philodinida; Philodinidae
Source: the annotation of a GenBank genome assembly
AUGUGUGAAGAGUUCUAUUUUGAGCAUGAAUACGAAAACAUUCGUCAACAUGAGCAAUCAAUCGGUAUUGACCUGGCAAAACGAUUUAUAAAAUGUGCAUGUGAAAAGCUAGAUACUGGAUUAUGCCAACAUUAUUUCAUAGAUCAAAUUAAUAUACUAGCUUCGUAUAAUUCAGAUUUACUAAAACAAGCUUCUAGGCCAUUAUCUAACGACGUUGAUAUUGAGUUCCUAUUUUCGUACGACGUUCACUAUCCAGCAGUUGAAAAUGUUAUACGUUUUUCACCGGAAAUGGUGCAGAAAUAUCGUCAAUUUCAAAUGAAUAAUUUUGAUGAACAAACCAAUAUUUAUAUUCCGAAGACGUAUGAUUCAUCGCUAGAACAUCUUUACCGAGACUGGCUGGCUAUUGAAGAAAAUGACGAAAAUUGGUGGGAUAAGUGGAAUGAUAUUAUUUUACGUGACAGUGCGGAACCUGCUGCUGAUCUCCGCUUUUUAACUCUGUCGGAUAUUGUAUCGAUUGUUUUUUUCUUUACGUGCGAUCUUCGACAACGGUGGUCCGUCAUUAAAUACAUGAUGUUUGAAGACGAUACAAUGAAGGAAUUUAUUAUAAAUAAUCGGCAAUCAUUUGUUAAUUAUGCUAUUCGAUUGUCUGAACGAUGGAUCUAUGAUUCAGUAUUGACUCAGCUGAGAGACGAUCCACAUUAUCAAAUUAUACAACGGAAUACGGCACAUCUUGUUCCUCCCAAUGUCAUGGCAUACUUCGGUAACGACGAACAAAAUCCGAUUAAUUUCUUGCUAGUGCCCGAAGAAAAUCUAUCACUUCGAAUUGAUAUUGUCUUAGAUGAUUACUGGAGAACAUAUUUGCCUAAUUUGAUUGAAUAUAUGUUAUUAUUAACAGCUGCCGGAUACUUCAUUCUUAAAUUUAUGUUUGCUAUUGAUCAAAACUAUCAACAGACAAAUCCAAUACGUGCUCGAUUUUUGCCAUUGAUAAAAUUUAUUAGUCUAUUGAGAAAAUUUGCUCAAAAAGGUAAAUGGCUUUUGUUGAACUGGUGGCGAAAAAUGAAAAAUAAUUUUUGUUUGAAAGACACCAGAAGGAAUUUUUGA